Geodia barretti is the source of this 1299-nucleotide messenger RNA. NCBI's taxonomy places the organism in Eukaryota, Metazoa, Porifera, Demospongiae, Tetractinellida, Geodiidae. The record is from the annotation of a GenBank genome assembly.
AUGAUGGAGAUAAUGGGAGAGCGCAACCUCUACGUUGAGGUACAGAAUCACUAUAUAGACAAGGAGCUUGAAGCCUAUCCAGUGAUGGUUCAGUUGGCGAAAGAGUUCAAUCUCCCGCUCGUCGCCACAAACGAUUGUCACUACCUCCGCAAAUCCGACCACGAGAUGCACGAUGUGCUUCUUUGUAUCCAAAUGAAGAAGACCGUCAACGAUCAGAAGCGGCUACGGUUUGAUAACCAUUUCUAUUUUAAAAGUGUUGAUGAAAUGCGUGAGGCACUUAAGGAUUACCCGCCGGAAGCCAUCAGCAACACACUCGAAAUCGCGAAUCGGUGCAACCUUAAACUCGAAUAUGGCGAGAGUAUAAUGCCGAAAUAUGAGGUCCCCGAGGGACACACAAAUGACAGCUACCUCAAAGAGUUGUGCUAUCAAGCCUUACGGGAAAAAUAUGGCGGUGAAAUCUCCGAACCCAUUCAGCAAAGGCUGGAUUACGAACUGGAUAUUAUCAGUAAGACCCGCUAUGCCGGUUAUUUUCUCAUCGUAUGGGAUUACGUAAAAUACGCGCACAAACAGGGCUAUCCGCUCUCUGCACGUGGUUCUGCCGCGAGCAGCCUCGUGCUUUACGCACUUGAUGUAAUUACUUUCAAUCCGAUGGAUUACGACUGUCUCUUUGAACGGUUUCUAAAUCUUGAACGUAUCAGCCCUCCCGAUAUCGAUAUUGAUUUCGCUGAUCGUGCUCGUGAGCAUGUUAUCGAUUAUCUCGUAAAAAAAUACGGUGAAGAUUCUGUCGGUAAAGUCGCGACCUUUGCCACAUUGGGUGCAAAAGCCGCGAUCAAAGAUGUCGGGCGAGCACUUGAGGUGCCUCUUGAAGAUGUUGAAAAGUUGACUGAACUUAUUCCAUCCACUCCUGGAAUAACACUUGAUGAAGUUUUGGAGCAGGUGCCUGACUUUCAAUCACUCGCUGAAAGUUCUCAAUAUCGGGAGUUAAUGGGUCUCAGCAAAUCGGUUGAAGGUAUGAAACGCCAUGUCUCUUGCCACGCCUCCGCAAUCGUUAUCUCAAACGGUCCGUUGACUAACUACGUCCCGCUAUUCAAGGAUAAACAUGACCAAGUUGCGACGCAGUUUGAUGGUAAAAUCGUUGAGGAUGUCGGUAUCGUUAAAUUCGAUUCCCUGGGUCUACGGAGUCUUACCGAGACAUACGACUGCCUACAGAUGAUUAAGGCAAAUCACGGUAAAGCGAUUAAGUUGGAAGAGAUACCUUUUGAUGAUGAAAAAACCUAUCUCUGCUCAGCAAAGGGUUAA